This is a messenger RNA of Loa loa (African eye worm), 357 nucleotides long. RefSeq lists its product as hypothetical. Lineage: Eukaryota; Metazoa; Nematoda; Chromadorea; Rhabditida; Onchocercidae. The coding region runs from base 1 to 357 and encodes 118 amino acids. The transcript has a single exon. The record is from RefSeq and is a predicted model, not a curated record.
AUGCAAAAUAUAUUUGUUGAAAAAUCCCAAUAUGAAGUAUACAUAUAUAUAUAUAUAUAUAUGCAUGUAUAUGUGUGUGUAUAUGUAUAUGUAUAUGUGUAUGUGUAUGUGUGUAUGUGUAUGUGUGUAUGUGUAUGUGUGUGUGUGUGUAUGUGUACGUGUGUACGUGUGUAUGUGUAUGUGUGUAUGUGUGUUGUGUACGUGUGUAUGUGUACGUGUGUAUGUGCUUGUGUAAAGUAUGCAAAAUAUAUUCCGAUAAUAACCAAUAACAAAUUACAAAAUUUAAAAUCCCCAAAGAAAAUUAACCUGAUAUAUUCUGGUGCAAUGAUUAAAAAGUUCAUAGUGAAUCUGAUUUAA